Molecule: messenger RNA, 2085 nt
Organism: Teleopsis dalmanni
Lineage: Eukaryota; Metazoa; Arthropoda; Insecta; Diptera; Diopsidae
Gene: Skp2
Product: S-phase kinase-associated protein 2
Exons: 6
Coding region: 157-2007 (616 amino acids)
Biological process (GO): SCF-dependent proteasomal ubiquitin-dependent protein catabolic process
Cellular component (GO): SCF ubiquitin ligase complex
Molecular function (GO): protein binding
Source: RefSeq, a predicted model, not a curated record
UUUAAAUUUUGACUGCAGACAAAAUUUUGCAUGUAUAAUGUGAAAAUGAGUAUGUGCAAACAUCUUACCAAAAGUCUAGCCAGUGUAAUAGCAAUAUUGUGAAUUAAAUGUGAGUCGAAGAAAACAGAAACGCGAAGCAAAGUAAAAAGUGCAGUCAUGAGUAUAAAAUUGUUCUACAAACGCUACGAAUGCAACCAUGUAAAACCAGCGGUAGUUGGUAAUCGGAAACGUCGUAAAUAUUCUACAUCAACUGAAAAAUCUUUAGACUCAGUUCGAAAAAAACCAAAUAUAGAACUGAGUUCCUCUCCUCACUUGCUUACAGUCGAGGAUCUUGAGCAAAUGGGUAUAAAUAUGUUGGAUUCUGAGGAGAGUGUGUCGUCAAUUGCUUCAGCAAUUGGUUUAACCUUAUCAACAAGUCCUGAUGAAAAUUCUAAUGAAGCUACACCCAAUUUAGAUGCUCCAAAGUAUCAAGUUCGUAGUUACAAUAGAAACGACACGUUGGACAUAUCUACUGAUAGUAAUAAUUCUACUUUGGUAGAAUGUAGCACUACAAAGAAAUCAGGGUUACUACAAUAUACAAACAAUAAUUUACAAGACAUAGAAACACAUAAUAACAAAGUCCUUGAAAAAAUUCAAGAUCCUCUACAAAGAAAAAUUUCUGCAUUAAGCACUGAAACAAUUAGAUUUAGUUCCGGAGUAGGAACUGCAUCAAGCGCAAAUAAUAUACAUUCACCUGCCAAAAACACUCGUAGUCCUUUAGCGACUGUCGUUUGUAACAAUCAAAGAACUGGCUCUGAUAAAGUGCAACCAAAUGAAUAUCAUACAGCAGAGAAUUCACCAAACAAGACCAAACGACCAGACAAUUCACAAAAAUGUUCUUGCAUAUCAGUAUUACCUUCCACAAGUAAAGCUUUAAGAAAACAUCAAGAGGUAUUAAUGCAAAAAAGACAGCAAGAAAUUAAAGACGCUAAUUUAAAAAAUCGAGAUUUCUUUAUGUUUCGUAGUACAGAACAAAAUUCAACCAAUUAUUUUGGCUUAAUGUCAGAUGAAAUAAUUCUUCAAAUUUUUAAGUGGUUGUCUAAGAAUUCAUUACUGAAUUGUAGUAUUGUAAAUCAACAGUUCAAUCGUUGCGCACGUGAUGAAAUGUUGUGGGCACGUUUGGAUUUGGGUAAUCGAAAAUUACGACCAGGUGCAGUAGGACAUAUUUUAAGUAGAGGCGUGGUCGUAUUACGUUUGUCACAAACUGAUAUAUGUUCUCCAAUUUUUGAUAAUAAUUUUUUCUCUAAAGACAAAAAUCUUCAAAAUAAAAUACAAUAUUUAGACUUAAGUUUGUCAUCAAUAAAAAAACCAGAUCUUAAGCAAUUAUUGGCACAAUGUAAACAGCUUAAAAAGUUAAGUCUUGAGUUUGUGGCUGUAAAUGAUGACAUUUGUAAUAGUAUUGGGCAGAACACAAAUUUGGAGGCUUUGAAUUUAGCAAUGAGUUCUGGUAUCGAAGCUUGGAGCAUGCGAAAGCUUAUGGAUUCAUUAAAAAAGCUAGUCAGUCUUAAUAUAUCAUGGGCAAAUCUAUCGGUUGAUGCUGUAACUGCACUUGUCACUAAUGUGACACCGAAUAUCUUACGUCUUAAUAUAGCUGGCUGUCGCAAGAAUAUAUUUGAUUCUCAUUUAAAUACAUUAAUUAAGCGUUGUACACAAUUAUUGGAAUUAGAUUUAUCAGAUUGCACCGCACUAACAGGUUCAGCAGUCUCAAAUAUAUGUAAGUCAGAUAUGCUGGAAUAUGUUUCGUUAUCAAGAUGUUAUGGCAUACCUUUGGCAUCUUUUAUGGAACUCACUUCAUUACCUACACUAAAAUACUUGGACGUUUUCGGUAUGCUAAAUGAUUCACAUAUGAAAUCAAUGGAACGUGGGUUUCCUUCAAUAUCAUUUAAUAAAUUCGUGAAUAGUGCUGUGGCUAGACCCACAGUUGGUACAAAAAGAACAUCAAUUUGGGGUUUAAGAACAAGAGAUUAAUUACAUAUAUUAUUUUUAUUGUCUGCUGUUUUAUUUCAAACAAAACAAUUAAAAUUCAAGGAUUUUAAAACUAAAAUU